AUGUUAAGUUUAGAAGAGAACUCCAUCAUAGCAUCCCAUAUUGCCCACAACCGUGCUCGCGAAGCCUUUUCGCUCUUGGGUAAUGUUGCUCCCCUUUGUGCCGAAAUUGGAGGGCCCACUUAUAACUCGCUCUUGGCUGCCCUUGCCUCUGAUGGGUGUUUGGAAAGUGCGUACCAGCUGUUUGAGGAAAUGACUCAGAGUGGUAUUGGUUUCAACACACUGGGAUUUGGGGUGUUUCUUUGGCGGGUUUGUGGAGAGGGUGAUGUGGAAAGGGUGGUGAGGUUGUUGGAUGAGGUUAAGGAAUGUGGUUCUGGGAUUAAUGGUUCUGUUGUGGCGGUUUUGACUGUUCAUGGGUUGUGUCGGGCUUCUAAGGUAUCGGAGGCUUUGUGGAUGUUGGGUGAUCUCAGGAGUAGGGGUUGGAAACCCGAUUUCAUGGCUUACUGGGUUGUUGCCGCAGGGUUCCGAUCAAUGAGGAAUGUGGCUGAUGAAGUGAAAGUUUUAAAGAUGAAGAGGAAGUUAGGGGUGGCUCCUAGAAGCAGUGAUUACAAGGACUUGAUACUUGACUUGAUUACGGAGAGAAGGAUGUGUGAAGCAAAAGAAGUUGGGGAGGUUAUAAUUGGUGGUAAUUUUCCUGUUGAUGACGACGUUCUCAAUGCAUUGAUAGGAUCGAGAGGUUCCCAACUAUUUUGA
Messenger RNA from Vigna umbellata (rice bean), 690 nucleotides. The record is from RefSeq and is a predicted model, not a curated record. NCBI's taxonomy places the organism in Eukaryota, Viridiplantae, Streptophyta, Magnoliopsida, Fabales, Fabaceae.